Molecule: messenger RNA, 2536 nt
Organism: Juglans regia (Persian walnut)
Lineage: Eukaryota; Viridiplantae; Streptophyta; Magnoliopsida; Fagales; Juglandaceae
Exons: 3
Coding region: 1-804 (267 amino acids)
Source: RefSeq, a predicted model, not a curated record
AUGACUUCUCUUGAACCUACCCUCUGUGCAUUUAACGUUGAUUAUUCCAUGAGGCCCGUGCAAAUUGCAAUACAGGACAAAAAAGAUGUUGACCUCACCAAGAGGGAGCGUUUGGUUGGUGAUGGGGCCAAGAACCAGGAACCAGCUAGCACCUUCUAUAAAUCCCUAGAAUUGGAGACCCAUUUCUCUUUCAAACAGCCCUAUGAACAAGACCGAACCCAACUCGUAGUGGCUUCCGGGCGGAGAGGAGUCCCUGGCAAGAACAUAAGUGGCAACAGAGCCAACAGAAAUCUCUCUUACCUUGUUGCGGAGAAGGUCAUUGUAACCACGAAGCACAACAACGAUGAGCAGUACCUCUGUGUAAUCUAUUUCACCUUGACUAUUACCUUCAGAGCAAACACAAAGCUACCCUGCUGUGUAGCUUGUCCAAUCGGACCAACUGGUCACAAUUCUAGCUCAAUCCAACGAUAUGCACGCAGGUGCACUUUCGAUGGGGUUGCCAAUGGGUUUCAACCGCUAUCAGUGGCUUCCAACCAAUUAGGUUCAACAAGAAGAAUGAUGAAUAGCUUCCAUCGUGUGUUUUCGAUGCCAAAGAAUGUUUCUAGUGAGAGUCUAACAUACAAGGAUGCUGGUGUCGACAAUGAUGCUGGCUCUGAACUUGUUCGUAGGGUUGCCAAAAUGGCACCGGGAAUUGGUGGCUUCAGCGGACUUUUCCUUCUCGGUGACUCAUACCUUGUUACAGUUGUCAUGAUAGAAAUGGCUGGGCUUCAACUUGACAAUUUUACAUAUUCUUUGGUUAUAUAAGCUUGCGCUCAGUGCUUGAUCGUUGGAGAAUGUGGGACGGUGCAGUCAGUUGUUAUAGGGAAAACCUUUUUGAGAAUUUAUGUAUCCUUCAGCAUGAUCGGGCUUGCAAGGCGGUGUUCGUGUAAAUGACUGUGAGAGAUACGAUUUCUUGAAGCUCCAUGAUUGCAGGAUAUGUUGCUUACAACUCUCUGUCAGAGGCUCUUAACGUGUUUCGACACAUGAAGCCAGCAAAUGAAAAGCCACACUCAGUAUCUUUGGUCAGAUGUGAUGGAGAUUUAAUAGAAAAAGUGAAAAGGCACAAGGAAGUCAUGUCAAAUGCUUAUGAGCUGCUAAGAAAAUACACACGCCACACAUUUUGCAACCAGAUUGCCUUACUGGCUUCCCAGAAUUAGAUGAAGAAUCGUUCUCAGCAAAGCCUAGUUUUGCCCUUUGGUGUCAUGGUUAUAACCAUAUGCCUUGCUACGACUGGGCGAAUAAUAAAAGUGUCCAAUAAGUUCUUGGUGUUCAAGGGAGGGCAAACCAUUUUUGGCAGUACUGUAAUACUACCUUAGCGUACACUACAACAGUCACCAAUGUUGUUGGUUAUCACCUCACAAAUGCUGACCUAUGACUUCUCGUAUACAGUGGUGAUCAUGACGUUUUAGUUCCAAACAUUGGCGCACACGAGUGGAGAGUGUGGUCUGUUGAUGUUCAAACUACUAGGAACACGAAAAAGUUUAUCAAUGGUUAUUCCACUUUGACAUAUCCUACUGUAAAGGGAGCUCAUUGUCCUAUUUUUUUCCCUCAAGGUCCUUAUAAUGACAAUGCAUUGGCCCUUUGAUAGAGGAAGAGAUUCCUUUGUCGAAGCGAAAUCUGAUAUCGUGGUCAAGAUUGGACUUAGGAAGGGUUCCCGUUCCUUUGCUGAAGCUCGCUCCAGCUGGUUUCACUGAAAAGAAUGGCACUGUAGGUGAUAUAUGGGAAACUAUCUCAGGCAGUGAUCUUGUGUUGAUACUGAUAUCUGACUCCAUAAAGGCUGUUAAUUAUGAAAAAUUAUUCUCCCACAUGAAGCCAAAUAGCAUACUUGGGCUUCCCCAUGGUUUUAUUUUUGGCCAUUUGCAGUCAAUGGGGUUUGAUUUCCCCAAUGACAACAGUGUGAUUGGAAAUCUACUUGUCCUUCAAACUUCACUCUAUGGUGUAUAUGUCCUGCAUGGUGAUCUUGACUUCUCAUAUGACCCGUGGCCUAGUAUCUCUGACAGUGCAAAGGAUUUAGUAAAGAGAAUGCUUGUUCGAGAUCCUAGAAGGCGCCUAACUGCACAAGAAGUUUUGUUGGCUGGAAUCAAGGAUCCUGUACGCCCUGGGGUCAAGGAUGCAACCCGAACUUGUUUAGCUGCUGGAAUAACUGUCCGUAUGGUUGCUGGUGAGUGGUGACAAUAUAAACACAGCUAAGGCCAUUAUUAAAGAGUUUGGUAUACGGACGGGUGAUGCAGUGGCAAUAAAAGGACCAUAAUGUCUCGUGAACAGAUAAAGGACACUGUACCAAGGAUUCAGGUACCUUGGCGUCCAAUUCGAGAAAUUUGUUUGGUGAGGUUGUUGCUAUUACUGGUGAUGGAAUCAAGGAUGCUCCAGCUUGGCAUGAAGCAGACAUUGGACUUGCUAUGGGCAUAGCAGGAACAAAGGUCGCAAAAGAAAAUGUUGAUGUCAUUAUAUUGGAUGGCUAUGGGCGGGUUACGGGUUCCUGCAUGUAACAAAUCCG